Molecule: messenger RNA, 1014 nt
Organism: Lottia gigantea (owl limpet)
Lineage: Eukaryota; Metazoa; Mollusca; Gastropoda; Lottiidae
Exons: 6
Coding region: 1-1014 (337 amino acids)
Source: RefSeq, a predicted model, not a curated record
AUGGGGGAUAAAGACAGUGGAGCAAUGAGGAGCUGGUAUAAUAUUAUCAAACUUUUUGUUUCAAUCUUUCCAUUUAGUUUUUCUACAGUUCUCCCAUAUGGCAUGGAUGACUCCAAAUAUUGCUCAAAAGACAGUAGAAGAUUGAUAUGGAUAGAGGAAGGAAAGGGGGUGAUUAUAAUUGGUAAAAGUACCCCACCUGCUUCUUCCAUGGCUGCUGCAGUGUGUAAUCUAAUAUUUGGUUCCAAAUCGGACACUAAAAACUCCUUAUUGGUUAAAUUUGAAAGUUUUUAUAUCAAUGACUGUGGUAUUAGUUUAACGUUGAAACAGUCACCUUCCAGUGUUUUUGAUCAAGAUGUUGAACAAUUGGCUAGUUUAUCAUGUGAAAUGCCGACACCACCACCCUUCUACUCAAGUAAAAAUAGAUUUGUCAUGUUUAGUUUAGAGAGAGAAGAUAAAUAUAUGAGAAAUUAUAAUUUUAGGAUCAAUAUCACAAUCACAGAAGGGGCACCACGCUCUGGGCCCUCAACAGCAGUUAUAAUAUUAAUAGCAGUAGGGCUUCUAUCAGCAAUAGUAGUCAUCUCUAUAUUAUUAGUUAAACAUAUUAAAUUAAAACGUGUUGGGAGGGAGAGACGAGCAGAACGUGCACUAGAAAGGGCAAUACAUGUUUAUAAUUCCCAAGAAUUACAUCGUGGUGUGCCAUAUACCACAGUUCCCUCACAUCGUACUUGUCCUACACAUGAAAGGUUACAAUAUGGCUCGAACAAUUCUAGUAAUGGACAUAAUCAUAAUUUAUUAAUAGUACAGAACCAUUCGCGGAGUAAUUCACGGACCAACUCGGAUAUAAACUGUAGUGAAACAGAUAUACAUAGACCAUCAUUAAAUACUUCAGAGGAAAACAGACUAAAUGAAUCAAAUUGUGAAUUUGAUACUGAAUCACUUCCACCUUCUUACGAGGAAGCAUUAGAAAUGCCAAAGCCUUCAUUACCUGAAUCCCCAUUGUAUGCCAAUAUGUAG